UGUGCUUUUUGCUGAAAACUACACAGAGACACACUACCUGCUUGAUGGCAGUACUGUCACAAACACACGGAAUUAUACGUUCCAUUGGUGGUCAUGAUCUGUAUAUUUCAAUAUUACGAUAACUGCUCCAUUCUUUCUGCAUGUAUGGUCACUGCUACUACCAUGGUCACGUGCAAGGAUAUUCUCAAUCUGUUGUCAGCCUCAGCACUUGUUCUGGUCUCAGGGGAUUUGUUUCAUUUGAAAAUAAAAGUUAUAUAUUAGAACCCAUUGAAGGUGUCACCAAUUACACACACUUGAUCUACAGAGCGGAAAAUCUUAAAGGAAAUGUGGGUACUUGUGGACAUAACUUCAGAACAUCAGCUACAACUGUGGAUACUGUUGUUGAGUCCUUACAGAGGUCUUCUACAAGGCACAAAAGAGACAUAUCGAAGACCACUAAAUAUGUGGAACUUGUUAUAGUAGCAGAUAAUCGAGAGUUUCAGUAA
This is a messenger RNA of Rhincodon typus (whale shark), 485 nucleotides long. Its product is annotated as disintegrin and metalloproteinase domain-containing protein 12-like. The record is from RefSeq and is a predicted model, not a curated record. The transcript is spliced from 6 exons. Lineage: Eukaryota; Metazoa; Chordata; Chondrichthyes; Orectolobiformes; Rhincodontidae. The coding region runs from base 141 to 485 and encodes 114 amino acids.